GCCAACACAGCAGCGAUAUUGUAUUGUGCGGCUCUCCCGCACACAGGCUCUUCGAGCACCUUGUCUGCGCUCGUAAGCUUGCGCGCCUGACCUCGGCCCGCGCCAGCGUCCCAUUGUUCCAAGUCGAGCAAAGGCCGCGUCAAUUGUGCGGCGAAUCAGAAGGAAAGCACCUGGACGCACAUGCUUCCGUCUCCGUCCUCGGUCGCUAUUCCUCCUAGCUCCCACGUCUGUUAAUCCUUUGUUCGAGUAUAAAAGAAACGAUGCUACGGUUCUGGCAGACCUUUCAUCUCUCCCCCUCGGUUGUACGGCUCUCGGUUCCUCCAUUCUGCCUUCCCUAGGUUUCUUCCUGCACUCGUUUACGAGUCUGUUCGCUCUUUAGCGCCUUGAUAUAAUUUCCCUCAGCAAGACCUGCUCCUUAACCUACGUCAAAUCGCUCCCGAUGUUGUUCACUGCUUCUGCCGCUAUCGUCGGCCUUGCCUGGGCCGCUUCCGGCGUUCAGGCUGCGACACACGACGUCACCGUCGGCGGCGCCGAUGGUACAUUGGCGUUCAACCCCGAAGCCAUCUUCGCAAAUCCCGGUGACCAGGUUAUCUUCCACUUUGAGCAAAAGAAUCAUACCGUCACGCAAUCGUCCUUCGCAAACCCUUGCGCGCUCAAGGACGGCGGAUUCGACUCGGGAUUCAUGCCCGUUCCUGCGAACCAGACCGACAACUUCCCGACCUACACGAUCACCGUGACUGACUCGAGUCCCAUCUGGGUUUUCUGUGAUCAGGCCGCAAACACAGCCAACUCUCACUGCGGCCAAGGCAUGGUCUUCGCCGUCAACUGUGGCGCCGACGGCUCCGCAAACAGCUUUACCAACUUCAAGAAUGCUGCCCUCGCUCAGGGAGCCGCUUUGAAGGCUGCCGCAUCUUCUGCAUCUGCCACCGGGGGAUAUGCCAGUGCUACCGAUGCUGCCACCGACACCUGGACAGCUGCCUACGGCUCCGCUACGAUCCCCCCUGUCUCCGCAGCCGAGACUGUCACGGCGACGGUGACUCUAGCGUCCUCGACGUGGACGACUACCUACGCAUCCUAUCCGGGAUCGGCCGAGCCCACUCCUGCGUCGCUCGAGGGCAACGUGCAUAAGAUCGUCGUGGGCAGCGCGAACGGCACCCUCGCGUUCGACCCGCCCUCGAUCCAAGCUGCUCCCCGCGACGUCGUCGUAUUCGAGUUCCACCAGAAGAAUCACACCGUCACCCAGUCAUCCUUUGCCGCGCCUUGCGUACAUCUCAACAACGCGACGUCCGGAGUUGUCGGCUUCGACUCUGGCUUCAUGCCCGUUGCACCGGAUGCCACCGAGUUCCCUACUUGGAACUACACCGUCGUUGACACCUCUCCUGUCUGGGCUUACUGCCGUCAAAAGACCCCUGUAUCCCACUGCGGCAUGGGCAUGGUGUUUGCCAUCAACGCCGUCGAGUCCUCGCAGCGCAACUUUGACGCCUUCCAGGCUCUCGCCAAGCAGCUCAACGGCACCAAUGCUACCACCUCGAGCGCCAGCGGCUCUGCAGCCUCCCCGAGCGCGACCACCACUACGUCUGGUGCCCUCGCUCAAUUUGGCGGCAAUGUGCUCGCCACGAUCCUCGGCGCCCUCGCCGUCGCUUCCUUCGCACUCCUUUAGCGUAGAGACCACCAAUGAUGGGGAACUAGUCCCUUCCCUUACACGACAUCGGACUUUUUCAUGAUUAUAGCUUAGGACUAUACGCCGUCUUGAUGACCUUAUACUUGUUCCAUGCGAUCGAGGUCGAUCACUUUCUUAUGGGGUUGAACAAUGUAGCCGUACUUUACUAAUACCAACCAUACUUCAUGACCGG
Messenger RNA from Punctularia strigosozonata HHB-11173 SS5, 1853 nucleotides. RefSeq lists its product as uncharacterized. NCBI's taxonomy places the organism in Eukaryota, Fungi, Basidiomycota, Agaricomycetes, Corticiales, Punctulariaceae. The record is from RefSeq and is a predicted model, not a curated record. The transcript is spliced from 8 exons. Bases 440 to 1660 code for a protein of 406 amino acids.